GAAUGAAAUAAUAAUAUAAAAAUGGGACAAAAGAUCUAUGUACUAAUAGUUGAAGUUAACCCAAAGGACAAUUUUAUUAAUUUACACAAUAAAUUAAUUGUAAAUGUCGAUAUGAAGAUUUUUUUUUUUUUUUUUUUGAAAGAUCGAUAUGAUGAAUUUCAAUACAAGUAGAUAAAUUGUCUAUUUCAAAAAGUAAAUAAUUCCCCUAAUUAAUAAUAUUUAUGGUUAUUAUAAAGCGUAUCCGAGUUUGGAUAUCUUUAAAAGCAAUGAGGCAAAGACAAUGGCCAUCAAAAAGAAAUGAGGGUUUAAAGAUGGUCCUUCUGUAUGAUACCUCAAUAAAAAAAAUAAAAGAUAAAUAAAUUAAUUACUCCAUAUAUAAAGAAGAAGAAGAAAUAAAGAAGGUCCCUACCUUUUGAUGAGUCUUACUUGUAUAAGUUAUAAUUAACUAGCUUCUUCUUCAAUCACAUGUCUGAACCUUCUUUUGUGACCUAAUUCAUGCACAUAAUUAGUUGGUAAAAGUUGGUUUGGCCAAUUAUAUUUAUUAGAUUUCUAAGUUUACAAAUCUUUAAUUUAAAUGCCUCCAUCAUUUCUUCUUAGCUUUACAUCCCACAAAAAAAUACAAUUAUUCUUUAGCUUCCUCUCAAACCAAAAAUAAUUUUUUUUUUUUUUCAAAUAUGGGAUUCUUCAUCUUACUACUUCUUUUCCCUUCUCUUUUUUUCCUCAUCCAUUUUCUAAAAUGGGCACUUAUUAAAAGACACCAAGAUUGUUACAUUUUAAGCUAUGAAUGCUUUAAACCGACAGAUGAUCGGAAAGUAAGUUCACAAUUCUCCGGUGAAAUCCUUGCCCGGAACAAAAACUUGGGCAUUAAUGAGUACAAGUUUCUUCUAAAGGCGGUCGUUAGCUCCGGCAUUGGGGAGCAAACGUAUGCCCCAAGAAACAUCCUUAAGGGCAAAGAAGAAUGUCCAACAAUUAAAGAUAGCCUAGAAGAAAUGGACGAGUUUUUUCAAGAUAGUGUCGAAAAACUCCUCUCUAAAUCCAAAAUUUCUCCUCAAGAAAUCGACGUUUUAGUCGUAAAUGUGUCGAUGUUUGCGGCCGUACCAUCCUUGGCCUCAAGAAUAGUGAACCAUUACAAAAUGAGGGAUGAUGUUAAGGUGUACAACCUUAGUGGGAUGGGGUGUAGUGCUAGCUUAAUUUCAAUAAGCAUUGUUCAAAGUGUGUUUAAACACGAAAAAGAGCGUUACGCUUUGGUUGUCACAUCGGAAUCAUUAAGCUCGAAUUGGUACACGGGUAAUGACCGAUCCAUGAUAUUGUCAAAUUGUCUAUUUAGGUCGGGUGGUAGCGCGAUUCUCUUGACCAAUAAAUGGGGUUUAAGGAAGAAGGCUAUGUUGAAGCUCAAAUGUCUUGUACGGACACAUCAUGGGGGUAGAGAUGACUCGUACGGAUGUUGCAUGCAAAUGGAGGAUUCCGUAGGGAGGCUAGGGUUUCACCUUAGCAAAAACCUUCCUAAAUCCGCGGCUCGAUGUUUGGUUGAUAAUCUUAAGGAGUUGGCCCCGAAGAUCUUGCCAACUAAGGAAGUGGUUCGAUUUGUGGUUGCUGUUAUGGUCCGGAGAUUUUUCUCUGGACCUAACAAGCAAGCAGGUAUAGGUGCAGGGGAACGAAAUAAUAAACCAAGUAUUAAUUUUAGGACGGGAGUAGAACAUUUUUGUAUUCACACGGGUGGUAAAGCCGUUAUAGACGGUUUAGGGGAGAAUCUAAAGUUAAGUGAGUACGAUCUCGAGCCAGCGAGGAUGACCCUCCACCGGUUUGGGAACACGUCGGCGGGUAGCUUAUGGUAUGUUUUAGGGUACAUGGAGUCCAAAAAGAGGCUCAAAAAGGGGGAUAGGGUGUUGAUGGUUAGCUUUGGGGCAGGGUUUAAGUGUAAUAGUUGUCUGUGGGAAGUGGUGAGAGACUUAGAUGGGUGUGACAAUGUUUGGAAGGAUUUUAUUGAAGACUAUCCUCCUAAGAGUUUGGCUAAUCCUUACUUGGAGAUGUUUGGUUGGAUCCAAAAUGAAGACACUAGUACUUUUCCAGAGGAUUAUGAAGAAAAAAUGAAUUAUUACCAAGAAAAAAUGAAUUGA
Molecule: messenger RNA, 2117 nt
Organism: Chenopodium quinoa (quinoa)
Lineage: Eukaryota; Viridiplantae; Streptophyta; Magnoliopsida; Caryophyllales; Amaranthaceae
Product: 3-ketoacyl-CoA synthase 12-like
Exons: 1
Coding region: 675-2117 (480 amino acids)
Biological process (GO): fatty acid biosynthetic process
Cellular component (GO): membrane
Molecular function (GO): acyltransferase activity, transferring groups other than amino-acyl groups
Source: RefSeq, a predicted model, not a curated record